Panicum virgatum (switchgrass) is the source of this 708-nucleotide messenger RNA. RefSeq lists its product as uncharacterized. The record is from RefSeq and is a predicted model, not a curated record. Bases 62 to 616 code for a protein of 184 amino acids. Lineage: Eukaryota; Viridiplantae; Streptophyta; Magnoliopsida; Poales; Poaceae. The transcript has a single exon.
AGUUGGGAAGGAGGUCUGUUUUUCUUAUAUCUUGACCAUUUAGAAAUUUCCCGUCAUCCUAAUGGAGGUAAAUGAAGUACGUGACCAAGAUAUAUUGGUUGACUUGGAGAAAGGCAACUGCUUGCCAUCAAGAGAGGACAAUAAUGGGAUGAAGAUUAAUACGAUAGCUGGACAUGCAAAGACAAAGCUGCAUGGCUCAUGGGAUGACCUUGCAGCACGGAAGGAGGAUAAGACUCACCACAUAUCUUGCUGCUCUUCACACUGUCAAGAUUUCAUUGUUAAAGGUGGAGAGUCUAUGACGUCUGAAGGGGAGAUUAAGGUUGGGCUUUUGGAUAAAGCAGCUGGCGAUAAGGAAAAGAAAAAAUGGUCUAAGAAGCCACCGCGACCUCCAAGACCACCGACUGCAUCACCAUUAGACCCUGCUGAUCAGAAGCUCAUUAGUGAACUAUCUGAGCUUGCAGUGUUAAAAAGGGCUAGGAUUGAGCGUAUGAAGGCGCUGAAGAAGAUGAAGAAUUCCAAACCAGCAUCUUCCAUUGGGAACCUGGUAGCUUUGAUUAUUACUGUUAUCUUCUGCUUCUUCAUACUUUGGCAAGGUAUACCCACUGGUAACCUAUGAGAAAUGUUUACAUUUGUUAUGUUGUAUUCACAAAUGAAUUGUUGUUCACCAGCGCUGGCAGCGCUUAGCAAUAAAUCAUCUUUGUUGCUCCC